UCGGGCAAAUGUAGACAAUGCUACCCACUGUUGACACGUCCCCAUCUUUUUUUAUUGUUUUUUUUUCCUUUUUAGGUCUGUUGUUGCCACUUACUCUAUCUUGAGAUCAAUCUCUUUCCUUUUUCCUUUGUUUUUCCUUUCUCUCUCUCUUCUUUUCUCUCCAUUUGUCUAUACAACCAGACAGCCGUUUUUCUUCAAUUUUUUCACCAUUAACUUAUCUCACUCCAACGCAAUCUUGUUAAGGUUUUCUUGCAUCGUCCGUUACCAAGAAAAAGACCAUCUUUCAAGCACUUCGAAGCAAUUUUUUUCUGUUUUUAUUUCUCUUUUCAGGACUUGUUUCGGUUUUGUUUUCUUGAAGAAACAAAGGAAAAAAAACUAUGGGUUUUGGAUAUCAAACCCUGGAAAGUAUCUGAAAAACAUCGGUUUUACUUGGUUUGUUCUCGUUUUAAAGAUCAAAGCAAGAAAAAGCUGAAAAAAAAAAAAACAAAGAAAACAUGUUGGAUCUUAACCUUGAUAUUGUCUCAAGUGAGUCAUCUUGUGAUGAGAACAACAAGAUGUUUGACAAGUUACUACCAGAAGCUGUAACAACAUUGACUCAAAUGGAAGAUUCAGGUUCGACAAACUCUUCCAUCAUCAACGCCGAGGAUGUUCCAUCCAAUGCUGGGGACGAAAACUCUUCAAACAACGGUUCUGCAUUCAUUUUUGAUAUCUUGAAGAAAGAAACAGAUGAUACCUCCAUGACCAUCAAUGCAAAAAGGGUUGAAAACCCUUCACCGGACUUCGUUACUCGACAGCUUUUUCAGUUCACCGGAGAAAAAGACUGUCUGGAGUUGGAGUUUGGAUCAAGCGCUUUGGGAACAAAGUCUUUGGCUAGGCCUCGGUGGUUGAAUUUAUCUUAUGCCGAGUCUAGUGGUGUGGCAGAGUUGAAAACUGUUCAGCUAAAGCCUCAAUCAAGGAAGAGUAGGCGGGGCCCACGGUCCCGGAGUUCACAGUAUCGAGGUGUCACGUUUUACAGGAGAACAGGCCGAUGGGAAUCACAUAUAUGGGAUUGUGGGAAGCAAGUAUAUUUAGGUGGAUUUGACACUGCCCAUGCUGCAGCCAGGGCAUAUGAUCGAGCUGCAAUCAAGUUCCGGGGAGUUGAUGCUGAUAUCAACUUCAAUUUGAGUGAUUAUGAAGAAGACAUGAAACAGAUGAAGCACAUGUCUAAAGAAGAAUUUGUGCACAUUCUUCGUCGUCAAAGCACCGGAUUCUCAAGGGGAAGCUCAAAGUACAGAGGGGUAACCUUGCAUAAAUGUGGUCGAUGGGAAGCUCGAAUGGGACAACUCCUUGGAAAGAAGUAUAUUUAUCUUGGAUUAUUCGACAGCGAAGUAGAAGCUGCAAGGGCUUAUGACAUGGCUGCAAUGAAAUGCAAUGGAAGGGAAGCUGUAACUAACUUUGAGCCAAGUACAUAUAAAGGGGAGAUCACAUAUAGUGGAGGCAAUUGUCAUAAUCUUGAUUUGAGCCUUGGAAUUUCAACGCCUUCAGUCGUCCAAAACAGGAGCAACAAAGGAGGAGAUCUCCAUUUUCGACUUGCUGCAAGUGCCGGAGAGAGACCAAUGUUUGAAAGCUCUGCCACUACAUCUGUCGGUGUACAACCUCAACAUUACCAAACAAUAGCAUCUAAGCAACCUCCCAUUUCAUCUGGUGUUUAUCCUUUUCUUUUUCCAAACAAUGAGGAAAGGGCCAUGGAGAAGAGGGCUGAAGCUGUUUCUUCAACAAGAUUUUCAAAUUGGGCAUGGCAAAUGCAAGGCAAUGGCAAAAUUGCCCCGGUACCAGUGUUUCCUAUCGCAGCAUCAUCAGGAUUCUCUUCAUCCAGUGCCACUGCUUCAUCAAAUACUUUCCUUUUGAACAAUUCUGUCCAAAGUGUCUGCUUUCUGACACCACCCACAGCCACCAACAGCCAUUCUCCUUACAAUAGUUACAGAAGCUGAAAUCAGCAAGACAUCGAACCGCCACAAACUCUUCAUUAUGCUCAUUAUUGGAGAAGUUAGGUGAGCAAAAAAAAAGCUGUAACGAUUGGAUUAAUCUUUAGAGUUUGCAUUUGUUACAAGUGUGUAAUAGAAUAUCAAGCAUUUGUUAAUGCUGCAGUACUCAAGAACCUGCUUUCAUAAUAUUUUGUGUUAGUCUAAUCUUCUGCAGGAA
Messenger RNA from Durio zibethinus, 2181 nucleotides. RefSeq names its product APETALA2-like protein 1. The record is from RefSeq and is a predicted model, not a curated record. Gene Ontology annotation, molecular function: DNA binding; DNA-binding transcription factor activity. Gene Ontology annotation, biological process: regulation of DNA-templated transcription. NCBI's taxonomy places the organism in Eukaryota, Viridiplantae, Streptophyta, Magnoliopsida, Malvales, Malvaceae.